AUGUGAUAAAAUGAAUGUAAACAAGAAAAGCUAGUGUUCUUUAAAAACUUUAGGAAGACGUUUAACUUAGAAUUAUAUUUAUUAAGCCCAACAACAGAUAUGACUAUUUAAUUUUAAUAAAUGGUUAGAACUAGACAGUACCCAAAAUUAAUCAAGAUUUUAAUAUUUAAAUAAUUGCUCGAAUUUAGUCAUUUUAAAUGGUGAGAAUCAUGUUCAUUGAAUCAUUGUCACUGACUCAUACUCAUAUAUAGUAUUAUUAUAUAGUCAUAGUCAUAACAUAAAACUAUUCAAAAUCAAAGCCUUGGUGGCCGAAGACAUUUUUUCUUCACAAGUCUUGAAAUAAACUAACGCUGUACUUGCUUACUUACUCCUUUGGAAUAAGAAAGAGAAAUUUUAUGAUUGGAGAAAAUGCUUUAGCCUAAAUGCAAGGAAAUGUUUUAAAACAUUAUUGCGAAAGUAGGCCUCAAUUAGGUUGUCGUGAAAGUUUUAUGGCCAAGACACUGCAUGAUUGAAUUAUUUUUAUUCUUAUUACAAUGAUAAUAUCAUGUCAAGGCUAAGACCUAAGAGACCAAUCUCAACUGUCAAUAGACAAUAGAGGAAGUUACGUAGACGUAAGUUUCUAAUUGUGACGUUAACUUUUGACCUUAGAGAUUUUUAUAUACCUUUUUAUUUUAAAAUACUUAAAUAAGGAACCUAAAUUACAUUAAUAAAUCAUAAAAUGUUAAGUUCUCAGAGAUGUUGCAUACCUGACCAGUCAGUGACUAGAAGCAAAACCAUGGCAAGUAAACAAGGCUCUGAUCAGAUAGAAACAAGAGAUACACGACCCUUGCUAAGAGAAGUUACUGAAAGAAAUGGGUUUCCCAAUGGUUAGUUGCUUCAUUUUAAAAUUUAUUUUGUGUUCAUAAAUAAAUAUUUGCAUGCUCUCAUUAACUUCAUCCAGAUUAUCAUAGGUUGUCAAUUAAAAUCAUAAGAUAUAUUAUUUUAUCUCCCAGAUUUGUAACCAAAAAAUAUCAAGAUUCUCAGAGACUUUGUAAAAUGGGUAUUUCUUUAGUAGUCUUUAUUGCAUUGAGCAUCUUUAAAUUUAAAUGGAACAACAAACUUCAUUUUCAAUUUUGUUUUUUUUGUUUUUUUACAGUUACCAUAAAAUUUUGUUGAAUUUGUUCAAUUCUUUCAAUUUUCUUUCAUAAAUAUGAGUUUUCCAUAUUUUGAUUAUAAAUGCAUAAUUUAAGUUUCACUUGAGUGCCUUAUUUUAACUCUUUAAUGCACAUGGUUUUACUCUCAAGAUGUGCCGUAAGUUGAUUGGCUGAAAAUUACAUUGAAUUAUUGUAUUAACAAAGGUUACAAGGAAGGAAAUAGUGAACAAUAUACGUUAGGCUUGAAAUGAAAUUUUUAAAAAUUUGUCAUGUCUUUUUAACUCUCCAUAUUUAUUUCACAUGGCUUUUUUUACAAUACCUCCCAGUUUAGAUAUGUUUUCUGGGUUUGUUUGAUAUAUUCUGUAUUGGUGUAAAUCAAAAUUGUAAAAAUAUAAUUUAAUUUGUCCUGUUUGAAUUACGAUACCGUAAAAUGUCUGGUUUAUAUUUUUAGUAUCAGAACUUAAAAAUAUGAAUUGUGUACCUCAGUAGCACCCCGUAAAACCUGCUUUGAUAUUUCCAAGUUUGAAUGCUUAAAAAUGGGGUAGGCCUAGUAUUAUAAUUAUCGCCCCUAUGAGCUAUAUUAAUUUUUUUUUCUAAAAGCCAUCACAUUUGGUUUAAUGUUAAAGAUAAAUAAAAUCAUUGAUUGCUGAUAAUAUUAAAUAUGCAUCCCAACUUUUAAGUGUUUAAAUACAUUUUUUUUUUACAAUAAAUCUCAGAGUCUGAUGAAACCCCUGCGAAUGGUAAAUGGUGGCGUGAAGUACAACCAUACAGUACAUACGUCCUGUUUGUCCUUCUCCUUGCCUACCUCUUCAAUCAACUGGACAGAUACAUGCUGGCCAUCACAAUUAUCCCGAUGGCUCAAGAGCUCAAGUUUGGUGAUCAGGGAUGUGUGAGAAAUGAAUCUGUAAAGACAUUUGACCAUCAUAUUGCCUGUAAUGGUACCCAUGAAGAUAGGUAUUUACAUACUGAACCUUUAAAGCAGUAGAAGGUGUGGUCACUCAGGCUGUAAGGCUCUAGGUCUAGUUAUUAGCGCUUUUUGGCUAUAUUGUGAUGGUCCUGUGCUGAAGUUAAGUGGGUAGGUGUCAAUUUAACAUUAUGCAAUCAAACUAAUUGAGCCACAUAAUAUUUUAGUCUAAGUGAAUGAAGUAUGAAUUAGUUGUAAAAAGUGGGACUUUCUCUAGUCAGGAUUAUCAAAAGGUGCUUGGUGCAGAAUCCCAAUUGGUGCAAGUUAACUUUGCAUUAGCAGUAACAAGUAGCACCAACUUAACUCUCCACAUUUCUUGAUCUGUGUGUGUCCAAUUAUGAAAUGAAACAUAGUAAACUUGGAAGGAAAUAAAAAUCAAACAUGAUAUGUAUACAGCUGGGGACAUUUUGUAGCUGUAGUCUUUACCUACUUUACCAAUCAUUGUCACACGUCAAUUAUUUAACCUAACGCUGUUUAUAUCUCCUUUAGCUGCCUGGACAUUUUAAGCCCUAACCAUACAUCUGCUUGUAAAUGGGACUACAAUGGUCAAGGCUGGGACUAUCAGAUUCUUGCUGGUCCAGUCUUCAUCCUCAUCUAUACCUUUGCCGGCAUAUUCAUCGGCUUUGCCGCUGACAUUUACAACAGGAAACUGAUGCUGGCGUGCUGUUUGUCCUUCUGGUCAGCCAUGACUCUUUUAACCGGAUUAGUAACAGAGUACUGGCAACUUGUGAUACUUAGGUUUGGCCUGGGACUUGGGUGAGUGAAUUUUAACAUGCAUUUUUAAUUCUCAGAAAAAUGUUUUCUACCAGGGCACAUAAUGAAAUUAUAACAUACAGUUUCAAUAAAGAUAUUCUUGGUAAAAAUCAACAGCUUCAAUAAAACAGGAUGUUUCUUUCAUCCCAACACAUGGUUGGGCUGGAGAGUAGAGAAACAGGAAGGGAAAGAAAAGAAAAAAAAUUCUUACUUUAAAAAAUUGUCUUGUUCGAUCUAUUUUUGUUAAAUCUAAUAAUUACAGUAAUGUAUUUUUUUAUAGUCCAUUUAAAAAAUCAAAACAAUUUUAAAUUUUAAAAUAUACAAGUUAAUAUAUUAGUAUUUUGUCCACGGCACCUGCAGGGAAGCUGGUUGCACACCAUUUGCAGCGUCUUUGAUCGCUGACUACUUCACACAGGGGAUGCGUGGCUCGGCCAUGGGCGUAUAUAACUUUGGCAUUUACUUUGGUUACGGCCUGUCAUAUGCCCUGGGCAACUUCAUAACUAUUGCCAACAUUAAUGGACAGGUAAUAUAACGUUUUACAGCUCUUACUGAUAAGAAAAUCUUUACAAUGGACAAAGCAGAGCAUAAAAAGCAUCCUGUGUUGACUUUGUAGAUUUUGAAAGAAAAAAAAAUUACUUGUUUAUCCAAACUGAUGAAUCUGUGUUAAAAAAAUAGAAUUUUAACCAAGUUAUUUGUAAUUAUUUUACAAAGAGCCUUAUUAACUUAUUUAAUUUAUAUAUAAAACCUAAUGAAAAAUUCAGUCAUGAUCAGUUAUUUUUAUUAUUGCAUUCCGUCUCCCUUUAGGGCUGGCGCUGGGCUUUUAUUAUUCCGGGUAUUCCCGGCAUUCUACUUGGUAUUUUAAUUGCUGUAACUUUACGUGAGCCCGAGCGAAGCACCAAGCAAGGGAAGAAGCAGCUUGAAGACUCCAUAACUACUCGACCAGUCCAUGAAGAUAAAAUCCCUUGGACAACUAGACUCGGCAGAAUUUUUCAGACUUUCCUUAGCCCAUCUUUGUUUUUGCUUUGCAUGGCAGGCUCCAUAAGGAAUGCAGGUAACAAUUUAAUACGUUCACUGUGAUUUUGCAGGGUAUUGCUAUUCAACUUUUUGAGCUGUUGAAUAAUGGUUUAAUUUUUAUGGCAUUUUUACCACAUCUAUUGAUGGCCAUAAGGCACAGUUGUCAAUAAUUAUUAUGCUCCGUGCUUCUGCUGCUUGUUCAAAUUAUAAUUUUUAAAUCCUUUAUGUUAACUUCGCUUUUGUUUGUGGCUGGCAAAAUGUUCUGAUGGCUAAUUGACUAACUUCCCUUCAAGCUAUCGAGCUGAAACUUGGCACAUAUACUCAUUACAGAUGACAACACAUUCUUUUAAAUUUUCAGCCCCAUCCCCCCUUCCCAACCCUGAAAAAUCAGUUUUUCCUGUUUUUGACGGGGAAGAUGAAAGUAAAUUCCCUGACUCUUAAUAAAAUCUAUUGCAAGUGAGUUUGGUGCUUAAUAAUUUCUUUUCUUAAUAUAGCUCAGGGGCAUGAAAAAGAGUGUGGUUGUGAGCGGGUGGGGUGGGGGGGGGGAAGCACUAAUUGGGAUUGUUAUAAAGGGCGUUACUUGUAUGCAUGUUUUGUCAAAUUUUCAGCCCCCCCCCCCCCCCCCCCCCCCCCCCCCCAUGUCUUGAUAUUACAUUUUAUAAAGGAUCUAUACGCAAACCUUUGCUCUCGUGGGUUGUUGAAUUUCUGUUGUGUAGGAUCAAGUUGAUUGCACUUGUAGUGGUCAUGUUUUUAUAGGUUUUUAAUUAAGAUCAUUUGGCGUUAGGAACGGUUGAGGAUGUAGGGUGAGAACCGGUACCGGUACAUGUUGUGUCUGCAGAUGUUAAUCAUUUUCAUAGUCCUUUAGUGCAGGGGUCGGCAACCCUUGUAGUCAUGAUGUUCCCACGCGAGCUUUCUAAUUCAUUCAGCAUCCUAACGAGUCUGUAAGUCUACCACAUGGGUCUUCAAACUUUUUCGUCAUGGGCACCUGUUCACUGUUACUUGGACGCUUGGAGGCCAGUUCUUUCUACCACAGACACUGUUGUGCUUUGUCGUAGGACUACCAUAAUAUGAAUGAAUUCCUAUGCACAUUGCACAUAUUUUAUUUGUAGGGAAAUAAAACAUAAAAAUAAAAACACCACAAUAUUUAAAAUGAAGAACAAUUUUAAACAACAUAAAGUUAUUAGAGAUUUCAGUGUGAUUUAUGGGGCAGGUAACAAUGUAAAAAUUAUUAUAUUUCAGUGCGAUGUAUGGGGCUGGUAACAACAUAAAAAUGAUUAUAAUUCAGUGUGAUGUAUGGGGCUGGUAGCAACAUAAAAAUGAUUAUAUUUCAAUGGGAUGUAUGGGGCAGGUAGCAACGUAAAAAUGAUUAUAUUUCAAUGGGAUCUAUUGGCCUGCGUUUGGCUAGAUAGAUGAUCAAUGUCUGUUUCUAUAUUCAUCACUGCUACCCAAGUAUGAUGGCCAGGUGGGCUGGGUUAAGUACCCCUUUGCGGGCCGGAUCUGGCUCACAAGUCAUAGUUUGAGGACCUCUUGUCUACGGUUUUAUAAACAUCUUCGAACCAUUUAUUAUAAUUUUUUUUUUUUUAUUUCAUAUUCUGUUGAAAAUAUCGCAGCUGUAGGUUGUGACCCCUGGUUUUUAAAUACCGGUAUCAUUUAAUUUGUUUGUUUUGCUUGUACAGGCGGAUAUGUUUGGGCCUACAAUACUCAACCUUACUUUGAGGCAACAAACGUCUCCAAAGAGACCGUCGGUUCCUACAUGUCUUGGAUCCCAUUGGUUGGGGGCAGCCUAGGGGUCCUCUUUGGGGGUUUCAUCUCUGACCGAGUUGUAAAGAGACGGGGGCUUUAUGCCAGGAUAAUUGUUCUUGUUGUCAGCCAGGUAGGUGACCCGAGUGUGUAUUUGAUUCAUUGGCUUUGUCGAAUGCAGUUUUUGAUAAACUAGACCUAAAGUUUGUGAAGUCUCCCAACCACAUGUUGUAUUUGUUAACUAAGUACAUCUCAUCAGACAAUUAAAUAAACUAACUGCGAGAUAAUAACAUAAAAGAAGAACAACAUGUGCCUUACUCUUAAUCAUUUGCAUUGUGCUUUCAUUUCAUCUGAUGUAUUCACAUACAUAUUGGUUUUAAAUUUCAAUUCAGCUGUAGCAACACUUUCAAAUCUUUUACAUUAUAGCAUAUUUUAUAACUCCUAGUUAUUAUUUGAUUGUACAUAGUAUGUUAUCUUUUCAUGUUUCUUAAGUUUCUGGCCGCUCCAUUUGCUGCUGGUGCCCUGUUCCUAGACGUACCAUAUGCUUUCAUCAGUCUCAUCCCAGCCAAUAUCUUGGGUAAGUGAUUUGUUCAUUCACUGUACAUCAAUAGUUUAACAUAAAGCUACUGUAUUUUUUUUUUUACAUAUAAACAAAAGUUACAUAUUGGAACUGCUUUGCGGUGCAUUGGUAAAUUAUCAGCCAGCCUCAUAACCAAACAGCAGGUUUGAAUUCAUCCAGGGUCAUCCCCAAACAAUGGGCAGUUGUGCUUGAAGAGGAGGUAACAUUCCUCAACCAACGAGAUCAGCAGCCAGGACCCAACAAACAUAGACAGUACAUUGUCUCUUUCAUCUAUUUCUUCGCAUAAAUAAAAAAAAAUUUAAGUUAUAAUUAAAAUAUAUAGGGUACAUAUAACUAGAGCAUACCAUUAGACAUACGGCAAACAGUUAAACCAAAAAGUUACAUUUGUUUUAAUUUAAGCUAAUAAGUAGAAACGAUUUUGAUCAUAUUGCACACAUUUAUUUUCAUAUAUUGAAUGAAAAACAAAGACAAUAAACAUUCUGAUUAAGAUAUCUAUUUUCAACUUCAUACAAUUUUAAUGUUUCAGUUACACAUUUUAAAAAUGGUUUUCGAUUGCAAAAAAUCAGCCUUGGAUUAGGCGCGGGGGGGGGGGGGUUGUCUAAGUAUAUGGAUUUUAAUGAAUUGUUUCAAUUUAAAUCUGCCCAAAGAUUAAAUUCAUCUUUGCUUUGGGCAGGAUUGUUUUCGAUUGCAAAAAAUCAGCCUUGGAUUAGGCGCGGGGGGGGGGGGAUGUCUAAGUAUAUGGAUUAUAAUGAAUUGAUUCAAUUUAAAUCUGCCCAAAGAGUAAAUUCAUCUUUGCUUUGGGCAGGAUUGGGAAGAAGAAAUUCAUAAAGUCCCUAUUAGAUUUCCAUUGAUUUUCUCAUGUUUACCUUAUGUUACUUUUGAUAACGAACCAAAUAGGAGGGAUUUAGUUUUUCAAAAAACCUCAAUUCUUUAAAUAAGAAUUGAAUUAGUCGCAUUCAUUGUAUUAAGAGGCACAUAUUUUACACCAGAGAAAAUAAUGUGCUGCAACAACCUUUUCCAUGAUCACACUUGAAAAAUUAAUUUUUUAAACACUAUUUCAAAAUCAAACAGGGGAGAUGUGGGUUGGCGUGACCCUGGCUGUUGUUGUGGAGCUAGUCCCAAGCCACAUGCGUACAUCGGCAGUCGCAUUUUACUUGUUCAUCAUAUCAAACAUUGGGGGCAAUGUGCCUCUCCUUGUGCCGCUAAUAGAGAAAUCGUUUGAAAACAAUGGCUACACAAAGACAGAAUCUCUCAGAGGUCAGUAGAUAACUUUUAAUUUCACAAACACAUAUCAGGCUAGACAUGGUUAUGCCAUCUUUCCUGGCCCAAAUGUAGUCUUCUCAUGGAAACAUUUUAUGAAGUUAUUGCUAAAAUUUACUUUUUGUUAAAUUUAUGUUUAUCUAUUUAGUGUUCACAUUUUAUCUUUUUUUUCCUCUUCCAAUUAUUAUUGUUUCAUUUUCAUGUCAUUUUGUAAAAAAUUAAUAAUCAUGAAGCAAUGCAAAAAUGACUUUUUAAGCAAUGGGUUUUGUACAUAAAUGAAACAAUUCAGAAAUAAUUUUUUUAUUUUUAAAAUUGAGUAGAUAAAUUUUUGUUCUGCAUGAUAUUUGUUUAUUUGAAAAUCUAAUGAGACUAGAAGGUGUGUCAAUUGAGGUUUGGUACCGGUAUAAGAGAAUGUGAUUGGUGGAAAUUCUUUGUGUGUUUUUAUCACAUCUUAAUUCGUUAUUGUAUGAUUGCACCUUAAGGGUACUUGUAUUGCACAUUGAACAGGUGUCCUUGUGUAGAAUUUUAAAGAAAAAUUUAAUUAGGUCAAAUUCUGGUUAAUCUCUUUAAAAUACCAUAUCUAAAGAAGAACUUAAGAUGUGAAUUGCACCUUCAUGUGCACAUUAGAGAUAAAAAUAAAGCACACUUCAUUUUAUCUCUCUCAGGAAAUAAAUGUCUGCUACUGGUUGUUUGUUAGGAUAAUAGCAAUGUCCUGGCAUCUUUUUUUGUUGUUGUAGAAAACCACUUCAAACUUCAAUUGGUACUGGACAAUCAUUUUAAAAAACAAAAGAUAUUAAUGGCGGGUUUUUAAUCCAUCUUCCAUCGCAUUUGAAAGAGUUUAAUAUGUUAAGCAGUGUGAGGUUACAGAUAAAGAAAUAUAGGACAUCAUGGCAUUUGUUAUGAUUUAGUCAUUUUUUCUUGCCCAGUUUGAGCCAAUUUACUGUUUGAGAUCCCCUGUAUCAAAGAGUGUUGCUGCUUUCAUUCAUUGUUCUAGACAUGCCAAUGCAUUUGCAUAAACCAAGACAGUGAUGUAAAUGGGUGUCAGGCAACUACAGGGUGACUGAUGAUUUUAACCUGGGGAGCCUUGAUUCUCAUGUUUCGUUCAAUCCUCAUUUGAAAAAAAAAAUUGUUGGCUCCUGAGAAACAGGGGUCCUAAAUUAUGUUUGUAUUUGUCCACCCCUGGAUGUAGAUAAUGAUUUGAUGGAAGUCAUAGCAGUGUAGAUGCUGUUAGAUCAGACUGUCAGGGUUCUUCUGACUGCCCCAGUUAAUGAUUUAAGAUGCUACUAUCCAAAAGUAGAACUACCAUUUGAAAGUAGGCCCUCUAGGCCUGUUUGAAACAAGGCUAACUGUUUGUCUGAAGUAGACCUUCUGUUUGAAUGUAAAAUAAAAUGAGUAAAACAGAGUUAAACCUGAAAAAAUAAACGCAACAAAACAGUGAACGUGUCGGCAGAAAGCCUUCGUCAACGGACAAAACAACAGAAAAAACGGUAUAAAAAUAAAAAUAAGAAAUAGCACUUAGCUGGUAAGUAGUAUCUGUGGGCAGCAAUAGAAGUGUGGCAGAAGGAAAGUAAAUGAGAGGUUAAAUAUGCAACGGCAAAAAAAAGGGAUCGAAAAAACUUCAAUGUGAUAGGUCAGAACGUGGAGGGGCGGAGCUAGGGUCAAGCUGUGAACAGAGACAUAAGAUUAAUCCCAUCUGGCGUCAAAGUGCAGUAAGUCGGGAUAAGCCUGUGUUCCAAAUUGUAGACCUACUGUUUGAAACUAGGCCUACUGUUUGUUCGAAAGUAGGUCUACCGAUUGAAAGUAUUUUGUACCGGUACGACCUGUGUCUCUUUCAUUCAGCACUGUUGCAAAGCACUUCGCUAGACCUACACAUCAUUAUAUUCCACAGGCGCCCUGUACAUCCUCUACCCUGGCCUCUACAUUGCUGGGGGUCUCCUGUUCCUGCUGACCAUGUUUGUCGUCAAGAGAGACCAGCGGCGGGCCCAGAUGGAGGUUGUCAACAUGGAGGAACCCUGAGAGAUUACUACCUCUUGUUGUUUGUUGUUUUUUUUUUUUUUUGGUGGUAU
Messenger RNA from Lymnaea stagnalis (great pond snail), 9510 nucleotides. The record is from the annotation of a GenBank genome assembly. Lineage: Eukaryota; Metazoa; Mollusca; Gastropoda; Lymnaeidae.